This is a messenger RNA of Leucoraja erinaceus (little skate), 988 nucleotides long. RefSeq names its product protein FAM162B-like. The record is from RefSeq and is a predicted model, not a curated record. The transcript is spliced from 4 exons. Lineage: Eukaryota; Metazoa; Chordata; Chondrichthyes; Rajiformes; Rajidae. Bases 454 to 957 code for a protein of 167 amino acids.
UCUAUACACAGUAAAUGGCUCGUUUGUAAUCAGAUAUUUUCUUUCUGCUGACUGGUAGCACGCAACAAAAGCUUUUCCCUGUACCUCGGUACAUGAGACAUUAAACUAAAUUGAUCUGUACUGUUCAGUACAUCUACUACUUCUAUAACAUGAUUACUGAUUGAGUGUAAUUCUGCAUAAUUUACUCGGAAACGAUCUUAGGAAAAAUAUUUAUCUUUGCACAUCCUUUGACCGGUUCUAAAUUUGAUUUGCACUGAUAAACAGUGAUUGAUUACUUACUAUCAGUACACGUUUUCCACUGAGGAUAAUCAGCAGCGGUGACAUCUUGCAGAUCUAUUCUGGAGAGUAAUAGCUUGAGAGCGGGCUGCGUGAUUGGCAGUUUAAGAUCUGUUUAUAUAAGUGAGUCCAAUUGAUCGGCGAAGGGAAUAUUGUACGAGCUGAGGAACAGUGAGGAUGAUUCGUGCCGCGUUAGGUCAGAUGAAAACAAGUUUGGUACCGCGCAGGCUGUACGGGACUAAACCGAUAGAUAGGCGGUCUCCGCUCGCCAAAGCUACAGGCAGUCUAGUGAAGGCUUUCACUUCUGAUUUACGGAUCAUGACCGAGAGAGGAGUUCGCACAGAAGUUCGUGGAACCCAGAAAGUUCCAGGAUACAAACCCACAAAAUUUGACAGAACGAUUCUUCUGUGGUCUGGGCGUUUCAAGAAUGAGAAAGACAUUCCUGCUAUAGUUUCAUUUGAAAUGCUGAAUGCAUCAAGAAAUAGGGCUCGAGUAAAGACUUGCUACAUCAUGAUUGGUUUGACCAUUUUGGCCUCUUUUGCUAUGAUUGCAUCUGGAAAACAGGCUGCUGAACGGCAUGAAUCACUUGCCAGCUGGAAUAGAGCCAAAAAGGCAAGAUGGAAAGAAGAGGCUAUGCGUGAGCAGGAAGCUGCAGUGGCUAUCCCCGUUGUUAAAUCCUGAUGACCUUGUCAAAAUAAACCGUACAACUAAA